AUGUCUCUCGCUAACGUCAACGAGAUCAUCCUCGUGCUCUCCGGCAAGGGAGGCGUUGGAAAAUCAAGCGUUACUACACAGCUGGCUCUUACCCUAUCACUGAGAGGACACUCUGUUGGGAUUCUAGACAUCGAUCUCACUGGACCCUCUAUGCCGAGAUUCCUUGGCAUUGAAUCUUCGAAGGUCAAGCAAGCACCAGGCGGCUGGCUUCCUGUGCCUGUGCAGGAAAGCAGAGACACGAUUUCAAGCACAUCAGACAACAACAAGCCUAUCGGAUCUCUUCACUGCAUGUCGCUAGGCUUCCUUCUUGGCAGUCGAAACGAUGCAGUGGUCUGGCGUGGACCCAAGAAGACAGCUAUGGUCCGCCAAUUUCUUUCGGACGUUCACUGGGGCAAACUGGACUAUCUUCUAAUCGAUACACCUCCUGGUACCUCAGACGAACACAUCUCACUCGUGGAGACUCUUAUGAAGAACGCAGCCCCUGGCCAAGUCUCUGGAGCUGUGGUCGUGACCACACCACAAGCAAUCAGUGUCUCCGAUGUAAGGAAGGAGAUCAACUUCUGCAAGAAGACUGGCAUAGACAUUCUAGGUGUUGUAGAGAACAUGGCUGGUUUUGUGUGCCCUAACUGUGCGGAAUGCACCAACGUCUUUUCAAAGGGUGGUGGAGAGGUCAUGGCCAAAGACUUCAGUGUUCCCUUCCUUGGCAGUGUGCCCAUAGACCCGGCCUUCAUUGCUCUCAUCGAAGAGGGAAAACGACCAAGCUACCCAGAAGGCACAAUUAUUGCUGGUCAGGACGUAUCUGCGCAAACGAAUGUGCCGGAGAACGACACUGGAUCUUUGGUUGAGAAAUACCAGAGUUGCUCUUUGUUCACAAUAUUUGAUGGUAUCGUUGGGCAGCUACUCGCCAACACCCAGCCUUGA
Aureobasidium vineae is the source of this 921-nucleotide messenger RNA. The record is from the annotation of a GenBank genome assembly. NCBI's taxonomy places the organism in Eukaryota, Fungi, Ascomycota, Dothideomycetes, Dothideales, Saccotheciaceae.